Molecule: messenger RNA, 846 nt
Organism: Penicillium macrosclerotiorum
Lineage: Eukaryota; Fungi; Ascomycota; Eurotiomycetes; Eurotiales; Aspergillaceae
Product: putative transcription initiation factor TFIID subunit 13
Exons: 2
Coding region: 1-846 (281 amino acids)
Biological process (GO): transcription by RNA polymerase II; RNA polymerase II preinitiation complex assembly
Cellular component (GO): transcription factor TFIID complex
Molecular function (GO): protein heterodimerization activity
Source: RefSeq, a predicted model, not a curated record
AUGUCCAGACGCACAGACCAGCUCCGCUGGGGCACUCCGCGCCUCAACUCGCGCGACUCGCCGUCUCCGCUUCGGCAGAGUUGGACUUCAUCUUCACCUCCUUCUCAACGGCUGCCAACACCUGCUUUGGCAGCUAUACGCCAGCCCUCUCCCGCGCAGUUGCCCAUUGAGCUUGCCCCGCCGUGGCCGUUCAACUCACAGGAUACAACUCUUAUCCGAGCGGGCUAUCAACCCGCCUUCAAACCUCGGUCGUCGAUAUCCACAGCUACUUCGAAGCCAUCUUCUUCGAAAAGAGUGAAUCGUCGUGUCACCAUGGCUGAGCCACGAGCCCGUGCCGCUAGGCACAAGGGCCAGAUGAAUUUUUCCUCCGAACUUCGUCUCCUCCUUCUCGCCUACGGCGAUCCCAGUCCACACCCAUCAUUCCCCGCCGAGCCCCUCCCUGAAACAGUCCGUGUCCUGGACGAGAUUGUCACCGACUUCAUCCUCGAGCUGUGCCACGGUGCUGCGCAGGUCGCGCAUCACGCGCGGCGGCAAAAGAUCAAAGUUGACGACUUCCGGUUCGCGCUGCGUCGCGAUCCUAACAAGCUCGGCCGUGUGCAGGAGCUACUGCGCAUGGAGCGCGAGUUGAAGGAGGCGCGGAAGGCUUUCGAUCAGAACGAUGACCAGGUUGCGAAGGACGCGGGGAAGAAAGGCACCGCGGCGGUGGACGAACUGGACGGCACUGAGUCUUUGCCGGGUGGACCAGGGAAGAAGACGAAAGGGAAGGGGAAGAGAUCAGCUGCGCCGAGACGAGAGUCGGAUGCCACCGAAGAGUCGGUGCCAAAGAAGAGGAAGACUAUCGGCUGA